Messenger RNA from Carassius gibelio (silver crucian carp), 3413 nucleotides. Its product is annotated as sorting nexin-12. Gene Ontology annotation, cellular component: early endosome membrane; retromer complex. The transcript has 5 exons. Bases 221 to 703 code for a protein of 160 amino acids. Gene Ontology annotation, molecular function: phosphatidylinositol-3-phosphate binding. The record is from RefSeq and is a predicted model, not a curated record. Gene Ontology annotation, biological process: endocytic recycling; late endosome to Golgi transport. Lineage: Eukaryota; Metazoa; Chordata; Actinopteri; Cypriniformes; Cyprinidae.
GUCGUCUUCGUAACUGCACAUAUCAUCAUCGCUUCGGGGGUGCAAGAAACGCAGGAUUUCCUGUGCUAUUGCUGAAGUGGAUACAUCCUAGUUUUAGAUUCGAAGAAGUACCUUAGCCCAUUUUAAGCUCCAUCGAUUUAAUGUCUUAAUCAAAACCUUCUCAUCUGCACGUGCCUUAGACUACACUUUGACGUAGUUAGUCUGAAAGAAGUCUUCAAAGAUGUCCGAAGCCACGGUGGCCGACACUCGCCGGUUAAACUCUAAACCGCAGGACCUGACGGACGCUUACGGCCCUCCCAGCAACUUUCUGGAAAUCGACGUGUUCGACCCGCAGACUAUAGGAGUCGGCCGCAAUCGCUUCACCACUUACGAAGUCCGGAUGAAGACAAAUCUUCCCAUUUUUAAACUGAAGGAGUCGUGUGUUAGACGAAGAUACAGCGACUUCGAGUGGCUGAAGAAUGAGCUGGAAAGAGACAGCAAGAUUGUUGUGCCUCCAUUGCCUGGGAAGGCACUGAAGAGACAGCUUCCUUUCCGUGGAGAUGAGGGCAUUUUUGAGGAGUCCUUCAUUGAGGAGAGACGAGCUGGGCUUGAACAGUUCAUCAACAGAAUUGCAGGUCAUCCUUUGGCCCAGAACGAACGCUGUCUUCACAUGUUCCUCCAGGACGAAAGUAUUGACCGGAACUACAUUCCCGGAAAAGUGUGAAUAAAGUAAGUUUUGUUUUUUUUACUCUCAGUAUGUUGUAACCGAUGUGGGGAAACAAUGUCUGCAUGAAUGCUAAACAUUCAAAUCAAUUAUAUGGUGGGGGAAAUGCCGUCUCAUGGCUAUACUUACAAAACUCACUUCAAUGUCAUCUGACAUCCUGUUGCUUUGCUGAUUUUUAUUUUGCAUCUGCUUGUCAUGUCCUUUACAAUCAACAUGUACUUGUAAAACUUCUGCUGGCUGUAUGUCUUGAUUUGCAUGCUUUGUGUGUAUAUUAUUAUUUUUUAAAGGUAUAGUUCGCCCAAAAAUGAAAAUUUGCUGAAAAUGUAUCAUCCCUUCAGCCAUCCAAGAUGUAGAGGAGUUUUCUUCAUCAGAAAAUAUUUGGAGUAAUUAUUAAGCAUUACAUCACUUGCUUACCAGUGGAUCCUCUGCAGUGAAUGGGUGCCGUCAGAAUAAGUUCAAACAACUGAUAAACACAUCACAGUAAUCCACAACUCCAGUCCACCAAACAACAUCUUAAGUUUACACACAAGUUAACAACUUGUAUUGGCCAGAUGGAAUGGUUUUAAAGGGCAUCACAAUAUGGUAAGGGGUGUAACAUUUCCGUCACACGCUUAAGGCAUUCAGCCAAUCACAACGCACUGGAAAGCUGGCCAAUCAGAGCACACCAUGCUUUUCAGAUCAAUGAUCUUUGUAAAAAUCUGUCUCAUGAAGGCGGGGCAUAGAGGAGAGACAAUAAUGUACAUACAUUCUGUGGAAAAUAUAUAUAUUUUUUUGUUUUGUUUACUUUAAAUUGCAUAAACAUUGCUAUACAACGAAUACACAAAAUAAUCUUCCUUUUAGCAACGUCAUGUGACCCUUUUAAGUAAGAGGCCUUAAUGACAGAUAAAGACACACACACACAGUGUUUUUAUCAGCUGUUUGGGGAAUCAUUUUGACGUGACCCAUUCACUGCAGAGGAUCCAUCGGUCAGCAAGUGAGGUAAUGUAAAAUUUCUCUAAAUCUUUUCUGAUGAAGAAAAACACUCAUCUAUAUUUUGGUUGGCCUGUGGUUAAGAACAUUUCUGCAUAUAUUUUUUUUUUUUUUUAUGAACCGACUUAGAGUUACUCCACCCCAAAUUGCUUUGUUCGUCUUCUGAACAAAUUUUAAGAUAUUUUGGAUGAAUACCAGGAGGCUUGUGACUGUCCCAUUGACUGGCCAGUAAAUUACUCUUUCAAGGUCCAGAAAAGUAUGAAAGACAUCAUCAGAAAAGUCCAUCUGCCAUCAGUGGUUCAACCGUUAUGUUAUGAAGCAACGAGGAUAUUUUUGUAUGCAAAUAAAACAAAAAUAAUGCCUUUAUUCAACAGUUUGUCUCCUCUUUGUGUCUCUCUGCACCACCUAAAUAAAGUCAUUAUUUUAGUUUUCUUCGCGUACAAAAAGUAUUCUCGUCGCUUCAUAACGUUACGGUUGAACCACUGAUGGCAGAUGGACUAUUCUGACAAUGUCUUCCAUACCUUUCUGGAUCUUGAGAGUAAUUUACUGGGCAGUCAAUGGGACUGUCACAAGCCUGGUUUUCAUUCAAAAUAUCUUAAAAUUUGUUCAGAAGACGAACAAAGGUUUUACUGGAUUUGAACGACAUAGGGGUAAGCGAUUAAUGACAAUUUUCAUUUUGGGGUGGAGUAUUUCUUUACUGGAUAAGUUAAUUUGACACAUUUUCAGGCAACAUUCAGAUUGUUUUUAUCAUUAUCCAAUCAAGUUUGUUUUUGUUUUUUUUCUCAAACUAAAAUUGAACAAUAAUGGAGGCAGCUUGGUUUGCCCUGAAUGCAUUAGUACUGUCAAGAGUUCUAACCGUUUUGUUUCAUAUCUCCUGGCCUGUGAUCCAAAGGUUUUGGUAAACCCCCCCUCCCUGUCCUGGACCCAACUGCUCUACCAGCUCUUUUCUGCACAUCAGUCAAAGCCUUUCACAGCUGCCAUCCAUGAUAUUCUGUAUAUAUUUCUAUUCUCAAAUAGAACUAGACCCACACCUAUUUCACCCUGAGGAUGAACUCAUCGUAAUGCUGUGUUUAUACCUCUUGCACUCUUUUUUUUGGAAAGACUCUGAUCUUAAAGCAAAUAUUGCUUUCUCUAAAAAUAGUGCUUUCUGAGUUUGUUCUGAUUAAAACUCAUGGCUUUAAGGGGAAUUUGAUCAGGCCACCUGACACUCCUUGGUGUAUUCUUGAUUUAAAGUUUAAGACUUUAAUUAGAUGUAAAGCAAAAAGCUUCAGUUCUACAGAAAAUGAUAUCAUCUCAAGAAUUAAUUAAGUCACUACAAAAAACCAGAGAACAAUUUUUAUCACUAAAUGUAGCACUUCAGAAGCUAAAACCGAGAUGGCCACUCGUCAGCUUCUUCCUUUACAUUCCGUAUUUCAAUCAUACCAUUUUUACUUUGACUAAAUAUGUUAUAACAAGGCUUUUGCUACCAUUUUUAAAUGAAUUUUCAUUUUUUUAGUGUCCGUGUAUAAGUAAAGCUUUGGGAAUGUACAUAUUCAAUCACUGUGAAAAACAGAAUUCCAUUAUGACAAAAUGUCACGUUUGCUGUUAGUUUCUAUACGCCAUCUCUUAUAAUGAGUUAUGUCCUUUUCUGGCUCUUACUAUUCUGGUUAUUUCAGGACUAUGUGUAAAGAAAAGGCCACUAAUUGAUUUUUAAACCGCCAUUCUUUCUACCUAUGAAUAAACCCUUCUCUGUCUCCUCCAA